Pseudocercospora fijiensis CIRAD86 is the source of this 1673-nucleotide messenger RNA. RefSeq lists its product as uncharacterized. Bases 11 to 1636 code for a protein of 541 amino acids. Gene Ontology annotation, cellular component: membrane. Gene Ontology annotation, molecular function: metal ion transmembrane transporter activity. The transcript has 3 exons. Gene Ontology annotation, biological process: metal ion transport; transmembrane transport. The record is from RefSeq and is a predicted model, not a curated record. Lineage: Eukaryota; Fungi; Ascomycota; Dothideomycetes; Mycosphaerellales; Mycosphaerellaceae.
GACAGAUGCCAUGCAUUCAGAAGCGCGAUAUUGCACGGCAUAUCGGGAGCAGCUUGCCGCAUUUGCGGCCGUUUCUCCCAGUCGUGCACUCUACUCUGGUUCCCACCUGUACGACCUGUGCGAGUUCAUGACUGCAAAGCGAACCCAGUCAUCAGAGCAAGCGGGACUGGUGACGCUCUGUGAUUUUGGAGAAGCCGGUGCUCAAACCACACCGUUGAGCUCCCCGGAGCAGUUCAGGGAUCUCGUGUCGCGAGGCCACUUCGAUGCCACGCCGUCGAGCGUUCUGUUCCUUCAAGGCCGCCCCACGGCCCAGUGGCUCGAGAAUUUGGGCCAAGCAUUCGGGAUCAGCUGCGAGUUCUUCAACAGGCACCUUGAAUACCAGGCCUAUGCUGGCCAGCCAAAUCCAUGCGCGUAUCCGCCGCUGCCAUCGCAAUGUGCGAGCAUGUUGCAGUUUCGCAUCUUCACCGUCAUCAAGUGCAUCGUGGAUGUCCAGGACUCCGAUGAUGGAGAGAAUUUGCGGAAAGCUCGCGCCAAGCAUAGUGAGCAGCUCAAGGCGUACCAGUCGCGCCUGCGACGCCGCGAUGGCUGUCGUGGAGCAUCGUCGGGACAGUCUGUGAUUCGGAACUCGGUUCUCCAUGACUUGCAGACAAUGUCUGUUGAGCAGGUCGUCUCUGCAUAUGUCAAGAGCUUCAACGGCGGCUGGAUCAGUAUCGUAUGGUCUGAUGUCGCCAACGACCUUCACGAAAUCGUGGCCGCUUCUUGGUUUGGAGGCUCUUCGAGAAAGAAUGGUUGUCACAUGCAGACGAUACCUGCGAUUCUUGUACCACCCGACGACCUGAGUGAAGUAACGCCACGGAGCACCGGGAGCCCAUCCCACUCAUCGAACUGCCUAGGACAGAACAUAGCUUCGUUACCCUUUCACUGCGCUCUAGGUCUCGAUCACAAGACUGCGCGCCAUGAUCCCUUCUACGCAUUGUCAGCAUUGUUCUCCAGUGCCUCGGCAUCGCAGCUUCAGUACAUCAAUAUGCUUGCACAAAGCACAGAACAAUACCUACGGAAGGCUAGAUUAGCCGAAGAGUCCGAGAUCUGGAUCGAGAAUCUCCUCAUGAUCCAGAAAUUGAUGCACUCUGUUCAGGGCAACAUGCAAGAGAUCGAAGAUAGUGUACAACAGCAGCAAUGGCUGCCGUGGCCGAGCAUAGACACCGAAGACUUUCGACUGAUCAAGAGAGUGGAUGAAGCCAAGGUCAAGGUCACGACAGAUUACAAGAGUCUCUUGCGGAGGACGGAAAGGAUCGCGGCUCGAUGUGAAUCAGGUCUUCACAACACAAUGAGCAGCUUGUCCAUCGCGGAGUCGAAGAAAGGCAUCGAGCAGGCGGGGCGAGUUGCCCAACUGACACGCCUAGCUUUCGUGUUCGUGCCAUUGUCAUUCACCACUUCUUUCUUUGGCAUGAACUUCCAGCAACUGGCUACGGGCGAUUUGCAGAUUUGGGUCUGGUUUGUCAUCUCCUUGCCGAUAGUCUUGCUCGCCAUGGUAUACAUCAGUCCGCCUGCUAGAAAAAGUUUGCAAAAGUUGCGGAACAAGAUCGGACGGCUAAGAAGCAAAGGGGCUCCAUUUAAGGAAGAUACUGUAGUAUAGCCAACUAGUUUGACCAUGAAGCCGAAGACUGCAGCCU